Molecule: messenger RNA, 4185 nt
Organism: Cygnus atratus (black swan)
Lineage: Eukaryota; Metazoa; Chordata; Aves; Anseriformes; Anatidae
Gene: C2CD2L
Product: C2CD2 like
Exons: 15
Coding region: 1-2037 (678 amino acids)
Biological process (GO): positive regulation of insulin secretion involved in cellular response to glucose stimulus
Cellular component (GO): cytoplasmic side of apical plasma membrane
Molecular function (GO): phosphatidylinositol binding; phosphatidylinositol transfer activity
Source: RefSeq, a predicted model, not a curated record
AUGGGGCCGGAUCCGGGCUGGACUGCGCUGGUGCUGCUCUUCGCUGCCUCGCUGCUCACCGUCGCGGCCUGGCUGCUCCAGUACUGGCGGUCGGCGGCCCUGUGGGCGCCGCCGCCGCGGCGGGCGCCAGCGGCGGAGGAGGCCGGGGCCCGGGCGCUGCUCGCUGCGCUGCUCGCCCUCCGGUCCCUGCGGGAGCAGUGGCAGCGGGCCUGGGUGCGAGCCCUCAACAGCCAGGCGCGCCGGCACGGGAGUUCAGUGCAAAUCACAUUUGAAGAGGGUCCUCAGUUACCACCAGCAGCAAAUAUAAGCUGUGUGACGUGCAAAGGCCAGUCGGACUGCAGCAUGGUGCUUUACUGCCAUCUGUCUGCAGAAGCCGUGAAAUUCCCUGUCUCUGUAACGCAGCAGUCCCCAGCUGCUGUUUCUGUGGAUACGUAUCAUGUCACUUUGUCUCUGCUGCAGGCCCAGGUGGAGAUCCACUUGGAGGAGAUACAGAAUGAGGGUCUCCUGGUGUCAUGGACAUUCAAGGACAGACCAGACUUGAAUCUGUCAGUUCUUCCAAGAUUUCAACCUCGUGAGAAUGAUGGGAGUGUGGGUCUGUCUACCAUAAAGGAUCUGAUUGAGGAUACCAUUGUCAGCACACAGCCAGCCUUGAUGGUACAUCUGAAAGCCUGCACCGCAGGAACUGGUGCGGUAUCCAGCAGUAAAUUGACUCGGGAUUCCCCAUCCGGUGUAGUAGCAGGCCCUUUAGGUUCAAAGCUUUUACUACGGAAUCUUCACGUGCUGAACUUGGGCUCCCAGGAAAAGGGAGGAGUUGAGGAGAUAUGCUGUGUCGUAGAGCUAGACAGUCCCCCGCAGCAGAAAUGGAUGAGGCCAGUGACAGCUGGCAGUGCCGGCACUGCUGCAGAGAUGGAGUGGAAUGAGGAGCUCGUUCUUGAGUUGGGACCUAGAAGUAAGGAGCUGAAGCUACAGGUGCUGGGGAACAGUGGCAGAGGUGAAGAUGUGCUGCUGGCACAUACUACUCUUUUGCUUGAUCCUUUGAGCAAACGGCCAUCCGGGAGACAGAUCUGCUCUCUGGCCCCUGGAGCUGGGCAGUCACUGGCUGCUGAAGCUAGCAUCGUAGUGGAGCUGCUAUACCAGGAUUCUUCUACAUCUCUAAAUGCUCAGCACGCCACAUCUCUGCGUACCAGCAUCACCCCCACCAAGAAGGUGGAGAUGGACCGGACCAUCAUGCCUGAUGGCACGAUCGUGACUACUGUCACCACAAUUCAGUCCCGGCCCAAGGCCGACUGCAAGCUGGAUUCACCCUCAAGAUCACCAUCCAAGGUGGAAGUGACUGAAAAAAAGACAACGGUUCUUUUGGAGAGCAGCUGUCCUCGCAGCCUUUUGCCCAGCAGUAGCAGGGACAGCCAGAUGCCUAAUGGCUUGGAUCCGGUGGCUGAGACGGCAAUCAGGCAGCUAACUGAGACAAAUAACAAGCCCGCAAAGAAGACCCCAACAAAACGUAGCACGCUGAUCAUCUCGGGAGUUUCAAAGGUACCUAUUGCUCAAGAUGAAAUGGCACUUUCUCUGGGUUAUGCUGCAUCCAUGGAGGCCACAGUGUAUGGGGCUUCUGGGGCGGUGAGUGCAGCUGACCAGAUGCAUGAUUCCACUGAAUCGUCACAGCUGCUGGAAGCGUCGCCAUCAGGACAAGGGGCCAGUCAGGAGCUGGAUGAGACAACGCGAUCAGACAUCUCUGAGAGACCAUCCAUGGAAGAUGUUGAAUCUGAAACUGGCUCCACAGGAGCCCUUGAGACCAGGAGCUUGAAAGAUCACAAAGUUAGCUUUCUUCGGAGUGGUACCAAGCUCAUCUUCAGGAGAAAGACCAAGCAGAAGGAAGCCGGCCUGAGCCAGUCACAUGAUGACUUGUCCAAUGUCACCACUAGUUCUGCCAGCAAGAAGAAAGCCGGCAGCUUCUCCCACCGCCUCAUCAAACGCUUCUCCUUCAAGUCUAAAUCCAAACCUAAAGCUAACGACAGCACAACAGUCCUGGCUAUGUGAGCAUGUGUGAAUCUCCUGACUUACUGAAGCCAAGAAUGGUAACAAAUCCACCUUGAGGGGAGAUGUGAUUAUCGGCCUGAGAAACGAUUCUUGUAUCCUAAUAUCCUAACUUUCUCAAAAGGAAGGGGAAGGUCAUGGAAGUCUCUGGUCUCCAGAAACUGUAGAGAAGGUCCCAUGGAGUUUUCACUCAUAAAACUGAUGUAUAAAAAAUCUGUUUGUAUUCAGUCACUGCUUGUGCUUUCUGCUUUAAAACAAAAGAAAUGGUGUUUGCAAUCAGCUUUUCCCUGUUUAACUUCUUGUGGGUACUCAUGCCCUCGCCUUGGUGCCAUUGCAGGGUCUGUGGUAUUUCAUAAGGACUGGGACCCCAGAGUAACAACAGUGUGCAGCAGGGGCUGCCAUCUAACUUUUUGGACUCAAAAGAUCUGCCAUUGGUGUCUUAAGGGCAGGCUCAAUAUUUGCACCUCAUGAAAUUGAUCCUUGACCAAAUAUGUGGGGGAAGAGGAGUGUCAGAGCGGUGGACUUAAACAAAGAGAUGCUUCUGAAAGAGUUCAGCCUACUUAUGUGAGCCUAUAUUCCAAAUGCAACGUUUCAUUGCUGGCUACGCAAGUAGAAAGAGUGACUUAAAUAAAGCCAAAGUAUACUUUUUUUUCUUCUCCCUGGUGUUUUAGCUGAACAGAGUUAGGAUUUACAUAUACCAUGUAUUUUCACUUCUUUGAAAAAAAACAGAUUGCUCUAGCUGUAUGCUUGUAACUAUAGUUGUCUGGACACACCCUUUCUCCCUGUUUUGGUAAGGCUUUUAAGAACCUUCCUGUUGAAAAGCCCUUAGCAUCUGCCUGCAAAGGGUAUUCUGUGAUUCUGUAGCCUAUUAAAGAGAGAGAAAAAACAUUCAUGUGAAUGAAGGGGACUGCAAAACCUCGUUUCGGGGGGGGGGGGGGGGGGGGGGGUACUGUAGGCUUUAAUGUGGUGGAACUUGACUGAGGCCUGGUAGGACAGGGACUCUUUGUCAGGUGAUAGGGUUGGAAUUAGAUGAUCUUGAAGGUCCCUUCCAGUCUAAAACAUUCUAUGGUUCCAUGAUUUGGAGAGGAGGUUCAAAGCAUGUACAAUCCAAAGGAAGAGGGAUUGUAUACAUGCAUAUGUGUUUGCAUGUACUUGUGAACGGUGUGUUUUCUGUGAAUACCGAUCACACUGCAAAGUGAAUGGACAGGGUCAGUUAGUGGGCCGGGCGAAUGGCCUUAGGAGCCUCUGUGGUAUCCACGAAAUAUUUCUAACCCUGAUAUACCUCCCCAGAGGUCAACUUGAGAAAGACAAUCUAGAUACUGCACCUGCGAAUGCCCUCAAAAUGCUUUUGUAGUUGAGGAUGGGUUUUUAGGCAGAUUUGGCUGAAGUGGGCGAGAGAGGGUGGAGACUCUUUCCAGCUGGUUGGAAAGCAGUUCAGGGGAGGGGAGUGUCAUGAAAACUUCACACCGAUGUGAGUGUAAGAGGCACGUCCUGUUUCUACACUAGAUCUGUGUGUAUGUCAGUGUGUAUGCUAAAAAGUGUUCUUCGUUUUAUUUUUCGAUUUGUUUUUAGAGAUGCUGCUUCAUGUGACAGCUACUCUCGUUUCCUGUUUGCUAAUCCUGUAGAGAGGUUGUUACUGGGUAGCUGGUGAGAUGCUUGACCGUUGGGUGGAUGGUAUUUGCGUGUUCUGGAGUCUUUUGCCUUGUUCUCCCUUCCCUGCCCCUAGUUCAUGGUGAGUGUAAUGAUAGAGUAACAGUUCUGUUGGUGGUCAAACUUCUGGAAAAGGUCUUUGUCUACGUGUAAGAAUCACAGCUCUUUCUACAAGCGUAACUGCUCCGUACCACCUGUCCUUGCUUGUAGAGGCACUGGACCAAAUACCCAUGCUGAAUCUGAAUUAGCACCCCUCCUUUUGUGUGCUUUUGUAUUAUUUUUUUUGUACUUUAAUACCUUCUUUCUGGGUGGCUUAUUUUAACCCCAGAUUGUUUAAAGGAAAACAAAAAUAGGAACUGUGUAGUUACUUAAGAGAUGAAAAUAAAAUGACUUAAUUCAGAGUAAAUGAAUGAAGUUCUUGCCACUUUGUAAAUGUUGAAGAAUUCCAUUGCUGUGUAAUGGCUGAACCUGUUAACUUAUUAAAACACAUGGAAAUGAAAA